UUACCUAGGUAGAUCCUCUCGUUAUCAUCGAGCAAUCUUUGCUGAUUCGAAGAGUUCAAUUUUUCACUCUCCAAUUCAGUCCUUCGGUACUUCCUAUGCAGACCAUAUAGUGCUUCGGCUUCCUUGUCGCAGUCUCUAUUGGCUGUUGUAUGACCGUCGCAGUCCGACUCAGGUACUCAGCCAGUCCAUCCCAUAAGACAUACGACUGGCACCUUGCUGGCUACUCUUAUUCACGCGCAUCGUCACCGGUCUCGAUGUAUAUAUCCAGCGUAGACAGCUAACAGACGCUCGGCCAUAGACAUGGCAGCUUCAUCUUUUGGCUUUUCCUCUUGGAGGGGAAGAUCAACUUCCGUUACUUCUCAGUCGGAUAUGACAGAUGUACCUGGGCAAACACUCAGUCCGAACCAAGCUUCGCAUUUGACGAUAACCGACUCUCGACCGCUCUCAUCUUCUUUAAACUCUUAUAAUUAUAGAGAGCCCACCAGGUCUUUUGUGCCGGGCUCGGUUAGAGACCAUCUAUCGCCCGUGGACAGCGCCAGUUUCGCGAGAAGUGUUCGCGAGGAUACUGCCGAACUCGCUUCAUACGUUCUAGCAGACAAGAAAGAUAGGCUGAGCACGUCAUUCCUCCGUCGGAUAUCGUCUACUUCGUCCCACCAAAGCCUCGACCAGCAUGAAUCCCCAGACUCUCAGAUGCCGGACGCGGGCACUAUAGAUGAAGUUUCCGAACCACCUUCACCGGAAUUUAGGACAGAGGACGAACCCGAUUCGGGACCUUCGGCGCUCACAACUAUGCUUAGACGCUCUCCUCCACAAUCUCCACGCGAUCCAAACGGCGGAAACGGUGUGACUCCAUUCAAUGGGCAACAGCUAUCGUCAACAAGUCUGUCCCAAUCUAGUCCCAGUAAUGUGGUAUCAGAGAGUACUCCCCUACUUGGGGGACUACCACGUAGGCCUGAUUCUCCGGGGAGUGCUACUGAGGUUGACGACAUCGAAAGUCAAAAACCGAAGAUAGGGCCCUGGAGUUCGUCGUCAGGCAUAUUUGGAGGUGGUAUUCAAGGCACGAUCCGUUCCAUCCGGAGCGUCGCCAACCCAAAGACGUGGGAUAAGAAAGUCGUCUUCCAAAGUGUUGUGAUGGAUCCGAUACAUUGCUUGCCAGCGGUGGUUGUCGGGCUUCUAUUAAACAUACUGGAUGCCCUGUCUUAUGGAAUGAUUCUAUUCCCAUUGGGCAACCCAAUCUUCUCGAGUCUCGGGCCGGCAGGAAUCUCCAUAUUCUACGUUAGCACAAUUGUCUCACAGCUGACCUUCUCAACCGGCAGCUUGUUCCGUGGUGGCAUUGGGUCAGAAUUGAUCGAAGUUGUCCCGUUCUUUCAUAAUAUGGCAACCACUAUUACAGCGACAGUAGGCGAGGAUAAACCUGACGCGGUUAUCGCUACCACAAUAACUUCGUUUGCGAUUAGCUCCAUGCUAACUGGCGUUGUUUUUUAUCUCAUGGGAAGAUUUAGAUUAGGCUAUGUUGUUGGUUUCAUCCCUCGCCACAUUCUAAUCGGAUGUAUUGGUGGCGUCGGUUGGUUCCUCGUCGCAACGGGUCUCGAAGUGUCAGCACGCCUGGAAGAAUUCAAUUACGAUCUCGACACUGGCCGAAGGUUGGUCCAAUCGGAUACUCUCCCUCUUUGGCUUAUUCCUCUUGCUCUGGCUGUCAUUCUCUUCGGCCUCCAGAGGAAGAUCACCUCGAAAUAUUUCCUGCCUAUCUACAUUCUAUGCGUGCCGAUAUUCUUCUACUUCUUCGUAUUUUCAAUAGACAGUUUGGAUCCAGAGAACCUAAGACGAGCCGGAUGGAUCUUCCAAGCACCCGAAGCCGGAGAGCCGUGGUGGUACUUUUGGACACUCUAUAAGUUCAAUUUAGUCCAUUGGGGGGCGGUUCUUGAGACUUCGGGAGCUAUGUUUGCUUUAACUUUCUUCAGUGUGCUACACGUUCCCAUCAAUGUGCCUGCUUUAGCACAAAUCUCCGGGGAAGAUCAUCUUGAUUUAGACCAUGAGUUGAAAUUGCACGGCUACUCGAAUUUCCUGUCUGGAUGUGUGGGUAGUAUCCAAAACUAUUUGGUAUUUGCGAAUACGUUGUUCUUUAUGAGGUCAGGCGGCGAUAGCCGUCUGGCAGGUUUCAUGUUGGCAGCACUUACGUUCGGCGUCAUGACGAUGGGUCCCGUCAUUAUUGGUUAUAUCCCCGUUAUGGUUGUUGGCACUUUGAUUUUUGUCCUCGGAUUUGAACUAUUGAUGGAUGCUCUUAUAUCACCAAGGCGGAAACUGAAGCUAUUGGAGUACUUGACGAUCGUGGUCAUAGUUCUUACUAUGGGUAUCUAUGACUUUGUUGUCGGUAUCUUCGUUGGCAUAAUCCUCGCAUUUGUUUCUGCCAUUCUUCACGCAUCUCAAGUCUCGGCUAUUCGAGCAACCUAUACCGGAGACCAGGUCGGUUCAAUGGUAAGACGGAACCCAUCGCAGCAUCAUUACCUCCACGAAGUUGGCAGUCAGACAUACGUCAUCAAAUUAUCAGGCUUCCUCUUCUUUGGCACCAUUGUCGGUGUCGAAAAGAAGAUUCGAAGUCUGAUAUCCGAUGAUGUGUUCACGGAACAUCCCAUCAAGUUUGUGAUCGUCGAUUUAUGGCAUGUAACGGGCAUCGACUAUUCAGCAGCCGAAGGAUUCAAGACCAUCAACCGGCUCCUUUAUGGAAAAGGAGUUCACCUUCUUAUUAGCGGAAAAGACGCGGAAAGUAGACUUGGCCGGGAUCUAAGGGCUGUUGGACUGGGAGCUGAUGGGCCCGAAGUUAUGUUUAUGCCCGAUCUCAAUUCGGCCUUGGAAAGUUGUGAGAAUGAGCAGCUGAAGAUAUUCUAUGCUCGUCAGGAAGCUUUGAGAAUCUCUCGACCAGCGCCGUCGAAUAACCUGGAUGUGCCCAACAAGGGUCAAUUCAACCAGUCCUUAGACAUCCUAUCUCAGUCUCCAAGAAGGGAUCACCUCGAUCGAGCGGCAAGGAAUGUCCUGAACCAACAGGAAAUGAGACGAUCAACGAGAUGGCAGAACAUUAGCGAACCCCUACGGCUUAUGCUUCAGAUAUUUUAUGACUUGAGCGAUAAGAACGAGGAUUUCUGGUUCCGCGCAAAACCAUACUUCAUCCGCAAGGAGUUUCCCGCCGGUACUGUCAUAUACCAGUGCGGUGAGACCGCCAAGGGCUUCUAUCUCCUAGAAAGGGGAGAGCUCAGGGCUGAUUACGAGACGCCUCAAGGCCGUCUAUCUGAGCCAAUUGUCCAAGGCACGACGUGUGGCGAGCUGCCGUUCUUCUCCGAGACAAAUCGGACUGCGACGGUGGUUGCCGUCAAAGACUGCGUUGUUUGGGUCAUGGACACAGAAAAGUGGGAGAAGCUACAGAAUGAAGAGAAGGAGGUUGCGCAGGAACUAUUGAGAAUCUCACUCAAGCUCACUAGCGAGAGAAUGGAUGCUAUGACGAAGUAUAUUUCCGCGGUCGGUAAUUAGAAGGGUAAUGGAGUAAUUAGAAUAGAGAAAUGUGUUUAUACGUAGAAUUACAUGAAGAUUACCAACAAGCAAGGCCAUCACUAGCACAUGGACUGCUGUUCUUUCUAGGGGUUAACAGCGACUUUAGAAUACUAGUGCUUUGGCUAGGUGUGACACCCCUUUUCCAAUUCUAAUCAAUCUAUCAACACGUAUAGCUGAAUAUUAUUAUAACAAUAGCGAAUAAUGAAAU
This is a messenger RNA of Annulohypoxylon truncatum, 3751 nucleotides long. RefSeq names its product sulfate transporter family protein. The record is from RefSeq and is a predicted model, not a curated record. The transcript has 6 exons. Lineage: Eukaryota; Fungi; Ascomycota; Sordariomycetes; Xylariales; Hypoxylaceae. Gene Ontology annotation, cellular component: membrane. The coding region runs from base 301 to 3522 and encodes 1073 amino acids.